ACACUUCUGGUAAUCAUCAAUGACAACAGACAGUUUAUUAUGUCUACAACAAAGAGGUCAGUGGGAAAAAGUUCUACAUCAAUAGCCUCUAAAAUCAGAAAAAAACUUGACUCCAGUGAUGUCCACAGUGAUUCCAAAACUGUAAAAAUUACACCUAAAAGAAAUGAAGAGCAAUCCAUCAAGUUGUCUAAUGUCCCAAAUACAAGUAAAGUGAAACAAAUAAAGGAGACUACUAGUGUUACAAAAGCUUUCGACUAUACCUUCUAUAACAGACCAUGUGAGGACCUUGCAAAGGCCUUACUUGGUAAGAAAUUAGUACGACUAUCUGAUAAAGGAGAGAGACUAUGCGGUACCAUUGUUGAAACAGAAGCCUACCUUGGACAUCCAGACAAAGGGGCUCAUUCGUACAAAGGGAAGACAAAUAAAAAUGAAGCAAUGUUUAUGGACCCUGGAACAGCUUACGUUUACCACAUACACAGCUACUGUUGUAUGAACAUAUCAAGUAAAGGGGAUGGUGCAGCUGUCCUUCUGAGAGCUUUGGAACCUGUAGAAAACAUUCCAAGUAUGAUAAAACUACGACAAAAAAGAACUCCUGGAAAACCCUUCAAGUCACAUGAACUUUGUAAUGGUCCAUCCAAACUCUGUCUAUCCCUGGAUGUCACUAAAGACCAAAUAAACAAAGAUGACAUGACAAAAUCAACAAAGAUAUGGAUAGAAGAUGGUGAAGAAUUAAAACCUGACAAAAUUGUCCAUUGUAAACGAAUUAAUAUUAAUUAUGCAGAAGAAUGGAUUGACAAACCAUUGAGAUAUUACAUACAGGGUAAUAAAUGUGUUAGUAAAUUAGAUAAAGAGGCAGAAAAAGCAAUGUAACAUGUAUAUUAUGUAAAAUUAUUGUGAAGGAAUAAGUAGAUCAGUACUUUUAUUUUAUUGUUUAGAGUUUCACUGAAAUUACAAUGUAGUUAACCAAAAUAUACCUGCUAGUCAAAUGCAUUUUGUUAAAAUAUACUUUUCACUUUUUUUGGUCUUUCGGAAA
Messenger RNA from Mytilus californianus (California mussel), 1033 nucleotides. RefSeq lists its product as uncharacterized. NCBI's taxonomy places the organism in Eukaryota, Metazoa, Mollusca, Bivalvia, Mytilida, Mytilidae. The transcript has 3 exons. The coding region runs from base 40 to 870 and encodes 276 amino acids. Gene Ontology annotation, biological process: base-excision repair. Gene Ontology annotation, molecular function: alkylbase DNA N-glycosylase activity; DNA binding. The record is from RefSeq and is a predicted model, not a curated record.